AUGGCCCCAACAGCCCCCACCCCCGGCAAGCGCCUUUCCGCCCGCGAAAAAGCUCUCAAGCGCCUCGCCGACCCUUUGCUCCCUCGCAAGCUCCACCGCGAAAACAACGUAGUCUCCGACUCCUUUAUCGACUCGAAAAAAGACAAGCGCACAAUCAAGCACAACGCCUUUGUCUCUCGGAUCGCCAAGACCGCGCCUGGGUCCGGCAAGAUUAAGAAGCGCAGGCGUCCUUCCAAGCAACUGGUCACGAGUUUGGAAAGCUUGGGCGAUGUUUUGGGGGAGAUUAGUGACGAAAUCCGCGAGGACCAAGAGAGUGGCAAGACGAUGGAUAAGAUGCAGGAGGCCAUGGGGAGGGUUAGGCAUAAGUCUCUCAAGACGAGACCGGGGGCGCUGAAGAGGAAGGAGAAGGUGGUGAAGACGGAGAUGGAUCGGUUUGGAAGGAGUUUGGCGCAGCUGGCUACGGUGAAGGAACCUGCGGUGGCGGCGGCGCCGGCGCCGAUGAUGGAGGUAGAGAAGCAGACGACACAGACACAGACAGCGCAGACGACAACACCACAACCGGCGACGACGAAUAGGUGGGCGGCGCUGAGAGGGUUUAUUUCUGCUACUAUGGAGCAGAACCCUGCUUUCUUGGGCAAGACGGCUUGA
Messenger RNA from Sordaria macrospora k-hell, 648 nucleotides. RefSeq lists its product as uncharacterized. Gene Ontology annotation, biological process: maturation of SSU-rRNA from tricistronic rRNA transcript (SSU-rRNA, 5.8S rRNA, LSU-rRNA). Gene Ontology annotation, cellular component: preribosome, small subunit precursor; 90S preribosome; nucleolus. Lineage: Eukaryota; Fungi; Ascomycota; Sordariomycetes; Sordariales; Sordariaceae. The record is from RefSeq and is a predicted model, not a curated record.